AUGAGACUGGGCGAUUUCUGUGCGAACACAACCUUGGAUGUGAUCCCUAUCGGCUUUGUCAACUCCUUCCCUGAUGAGGCAGGCAACAACGGAUACCCAGGUACCAACUACGCAAACGCCUGCGGCGGCGAAUGGACUGCUCCCGAUGGAACCCAGACAAAGAUGUUUACUUCAUGCUGGCAGAUCGAAGAGGACAUUCCCAAAUGUCAAGCGCUGGGAAAGAAGAUCUUGGCGUCGCUUGGUGGCCACUCACCCAACAAUAAAAUUACAUCUAAGGAUUCGGCCAUUAACUUUGCUCAAUUCCUCUGGGCCUCGUAUGGUCCUCUAGUCGACCCAACUUUGGUCGAGUACCCCCGGCCAUUUGGCAAGAGUGUUGUUGUUGAUGGCUUCGAUUUGGAUAUUGAGAAUGGUGGCGGUUUUGGCUACGCCGACCUUGUCAACGAAUUGAGAAGACUUGCUGGUCCUCAGCCACUCAUUAUUUCUGCAGCUCCCCAGUGUUUUAUCAACGACCCUCAAUUGAGCGACGCGAUCCAAAACUCUGUGAUUGACUAUGUCUGGGUUCAGUACUACAACAGCGACCCGUGCUCUGCUGCGUCGCUUUUCAGCACAGGAACCUUGAACAAGAAUACCGAUGUCUCCUUCGGAUGGGUUGAUUGGCUUAAGACAAACUCCAAAAACAAGAAUAUCCAGCUUUUCUUGGGUCUGCCUGCCUCUCCUGCUGCCGCCAACCCGGGAUUCUAUAUUGACCUAGAAAAGACAACAGCAUUGCUUGAGGAGUUCUCUUGCAAUCCUAUGUACCAGGGAGUCUUCGGUGGUGUCAUGCUUUGGGAGGCCACCGAAUCUGCCAGAAAUACUCAGGCCAAUGGUCUUCCGUUCGCUGAUAACGUCAAGGCAGCAUUCAACAAACUGUCCUGUAUCCCAGUUGUCACUACUACUACCACCACCACCACCACCACCACCACCACCACCACCACCACCACUUCCUCUACUACUACUACUACUACAACCACAACGACAACCACUGCUCCUGCUGCAACCACAACGACAACUACAACUUAUGAUCACCCUCACCCAACCACCACCACCACCACCACCACCACCAGCGAGGCUGCACCGACCACUACGACCUCUACCACAAGCGAGGCUGGCCCAACAACCACGACCACUACUUGGACCACUGAGGGUCCUCAUGGUCCUCACCCAACCACAACCAGUGAGGCUGUACCGACAACAGGCACCACCACUACUUGGACCACCUCUGAGGGUCCUCAUGGGCCCCGCCCAACCACGACUUCUGAGGCACCAGUGACUACCACCACAACCUCCGAGUUCUCCCAUGGCCCUCAUCCAACCACCACAAGCGAGACUGUCCCAACGACCACCACAACCUCUGAGUUUUCUCACGGACCUCACCCAACUACCAGCUCCUCUGCACCUACCACGACUACCACCACAACAACCAGCCGCCCCCACGGACCUGUUGGCGAAACCUCAAGCACCACGACCACUCAUGGCAUUGGACCAGCCACAACUUCUUCUGGUACUGGAAACCCCUGGGAAGACUGGACUUCCUCGUCCUCUGCUCCCGUUGCCCCUACUUCCACGACAGCAAGACACUGGACCGCCACAAGCAAGCCUGUUGAUCCCGCUCAGACAAGCAGCACCAGCUCGAUCGAUGAGCCAUGGUUAGACUGGACCAGCAGCACUACAGUGGCACCAGUCACGACCACCAACAAGCCUCAUCGUCCCACGGUGACCACCACGAUCUGGACCACCCACUACACCGACUGGGACCACACCACCUUCGUGACUCGCACAUGGACCGCCACGACGACCCUCACGGUCUACCCCGGCACCACCGCUGCACCAUGGGUCUGGCCCACUGACGCAAACGGAUGCCCACACGGCUUCACCACCACAAUUGUGACUGUCGAGAACCCACCCGUCACCUCCACUAUCACUCUGACCAUCCCCAUCCCAACUCAACCCGCCGCUCCUUACACUGCCGGCCCCAGUACUGGUGUGGCCCCAACUGCACCGGGCGCUCCUCACGUUUUCGCACCUAGCUCAACAGCCGUGGCCCCUGUCGUGACGAACCCACCAAGCCCGGCCUCAACUUCCGCUACUGGAGUGAAACCCGCAAACGUCGCCACCUUCACCGGUGCUGCCGCCCAAGCCCAGCUUCCCGGCACCUUGAUGAGCGUCGCUGCGUGUUUUGCUGUUGCUAUUGCUGGACUGCUUUUCUAG
Molecule: messenger RNA, 2247 nt
Organism: Exophiala aquamarina CBS 119918
Lineage: Eukaryota; Fungi; Ascomycota; Eurotiomycetes; Chaetothyriales; Herpotrichiellaceae
Exons: 2
Coding region: 1-2247 (748 amino acids)
Biological process (GO): carbohydrate metabolic process
Cellular component (GO): extracellular region
Molecular function (GO): chitinase activity
Source: RefSeq, a predicted model, not a curated record